Messenger RNA from Manihot esculenta (cassava), 753 nucleotides. RefSeq names its product pathogenesis-related thaumatin-like protein 3.5. The transcript has a single exon. Gene Ontology annotation, biological process: defense response. Gene Ontology annotation, cellular component: extracellular region. Lineage: Eukaryota; Viridiplantae; Streptophyta; Magnoliopsida; Malpighiales; Euphorbiaceae. Bases 1 to 753 code for a protein of 250 amino acids. The record is from RefSeq and is a predicted model, not a curated record.
AUGGCACGUUGUUAUCUUCUCCUCCUGGUUUUCGUUUCUCUGUUGUCAUCAGUUGCAGAAGCCAGGGUUAUCACCCUGCAAAAUAAGUGCAAAGCCACUAUAUGGCCUGCAUUUCAAGUGGGAUCUGAAUUGGAUAAUGUACAUGGAGAAGUUGAUGGUGGUUUCGAGUUAAAACCUGGUGAAUUAGUGAAUGUGACAGCAGAAUAUUAUGCCAUUGUUUGGGGUCGAAAUGGGUGUUUGUUUAAUCAAUCUGGCCAUGGAACAUGUGUCACCGGUGACUGUGGUGGUGUGCUUAGAUGUGGUGAAGCAAGCCAGAGCAUGAUCCCUGUACUACCAGUCACCUAUGCUAUGAUAUAUCUUCAUGAAUUCUUACCUGAUUUUUAUGCAGUUAGUGUUCAUAAUGGAUUCAAUUUACCAAUUUCUAUAUUGCCUUAUGGGAAUCCUGCUGCAGAAUGUGAGGCUUCAAGCUGCCUUACAAACUUAAACCAGAUAUGCCCUAGUGAGCUGCAGGUGAGAUCAAAUGGAAGUAUUGUAGCAUGUAAAAGUCCUUGUGUAGCAUUCAAUAAGCCUGAAUUCUGCUGCAUAGGUAGUCGUCCACAUAUACCUGAGUACCCUGAAAUUGACGAUUGCAAGCCUACAAAUUAUUCAGUCGUGUUCCAGGCUGCUUGUCCUACUGCUGUUACUUCUGCUAAUUUGGAAUUAUCCAAAGCAUCAGUGUGCUGGAAAGCUAAUUACUUAAUUAGCUUCUGCUGA